AUGGCAGACAAGAUCUCAAUCACCAUCUGCGGCGACGGCGGGUGCGGCAAAUCAUCCAUCACCCUACGGCUGGUCCGUAGUCAAUGGAUUCACGAAUAUGACCCUACUAUCGAGGACUCGUACUCGGUCACCCGGACGGUCGAUGGUCUCCCGUACUUCCUUUCGAUCACCGAUACAGCAGGCCAGGAGGAAUAUCGCGGGCUAUGGACGGCAUCCACUGUGAAAUCGGACGCGUUUCUGCUGGUCUACGACAUUACGAACCCCUCGAGCCUGGAGACCCUGAACUACUUCAUGGAUAUGAUCAACAUGGAAGCUGAACAGCGCGUCGAGGACAACCAGCGACUACGAAGGGAACUCGGUGCCGGCGCUGCAGUAACCCCGGUCGGCCUCCCGCCGCCGGUGAAGAUCGUUGCGGGCAACAAGUGCGAUCUGAAAGAUGCACGCGCAGUCACAUCCCGACAAGGGCUGGAAUAUGCGCGCAAGAAUGGCUGCGGGUUCAUGGAGACCAGCGCGCGCGAGAUGGUCAAUAUCGAGGAGACGUUUGCUCAUUUGAUCCGUCGCGUAGUCGAGGCGCGCCGAGUUCACUAUCAGCCGGUUGUGAGUGCACUGCGACCGCCGUCGCGAGCUGGACAUUCAGUUCACACAACAGCGCUGCCACCGACCACUGCGGACGCCAGUAUCGUUGGGCGCGGGGCUCGGUUUCGGCCAAGUCGGUUUUUCGCAUUUGGGAAGGACCGAAAAUUGACCGAGAUCACGGCUGAUAUACAGGAAUGUAAAAAAGAAGCGAUCGAGGAACCGAAACAGAGCGUGCCGAACCCCGAGGACGAUGAGCCGCGAGGGCGUCUGUGCCGCCGGCUAUGCUGCUGGUGUUGA
Molecule: messenger RNA, 873 nt
Organism: Penicillium cinerascens
Lineage: Eukaryota; Fungi; Ascomycota; Eurotiomycetes; Eurotiales; Aspergillaceae
Product: putative RAS small monomeric GTPase
Exons: 5
Coding region: 1-873 (290 amino acids)
Biological process (GO): signal transduction
Cellular component (GO): plasma membrane
Molecular function (GO): GTP binding; GTPase activity; GDP binding
Source: RefSeq, a predicted model, not a curated record